AUGGUUCGCCUUAGUCUACUGACGCUUGCUGUCACGGCCCAGCUCGUACACGCUUGGUUGCCCAACGAUGGCUCGAGGAAGCUCUUGGAUACUCGUGGGUUCAGUCUUUUUGAUGGUCAAAAUACUACCGAUGAGUCGCAUGACACUGAAAAGCGUUGGACGCCUGCCACUGGCAAAAUCAGAGGAGUCAAUUUAGGAUCCUUGUUUGUCUUUGAGCCGUGGAUUGCACAUGUUGAGUGGAACAAUAUGGGCUGCGGCGGCCAGGAAUCCGAGUUCGACUGUGUCAUGAACAUCGGACAGGAAAAGGCAGAUGCAGCCUUCCAGAAGCACUGGAGCACAUGGAUCACUACCAGCGAUUUGGAUGAGAUGAUGGGCUAUGGCAUCAACACCAUCCGCAUUCCUGUCGGUUACUGGUUGGAUGAGUCUUUGGUUGACAAGAACUCUGAGCAUUUCCCGAGGGGAGCUAUACAAUAUUUGAUUCGACUUUGUGGAUGGGCCAGCGACCGUGGCUUUUAUAUCAUAUUAGAUCUUCACGGUGCCCCGGGUGCUCAAGUAGCCAGAAACUCCUUUACCGGCCAGUUUGCACCAAGUCCUGGUUUCUAUAAUGACUACCAGUAUGGUCGGGCCGUCAAGUUCCUCCAGUUCCUCAGACAUCUUGUUCAUGACCACAACGAACUACGUAAUGUCGGCAUGAUUGAGCUUGUGAACGAACCUCUCAACUGGAACUCGGCUGUUCAGUCCUUGCGCAGCACAUUCUACAAAAACGCCUACAACCAACAGGCCAUACGCCAGGUCGAGCAAGAAAUCGGCACCAGGCCCAACGACCAGCUCCACAUCCAGAUGAUGUCUUCGCUCUGGGGCUCCGGCAAUCCGGUUGAGUUCCUCGACAGCAAGUACUUUACCGCUUUUGAUGACCACAGAUACCUCAAGUGGGCCGACCAGAACCAGGUACCCUGGACACAUGCGAGCUAUAUCUCGACGUCAUGCAAAGACAACCGUAACGGCGACGCCUCCGGUCCCACCAUCGUCGGCGAAUGGAGCAUCAGCCCACCGGAUGCGAUCGAGAACACGGAUGGCUGGAACAGGGACACGCAAAAAGAGUUUUACAAGAAGUGGUUCGCUGCGCAGGUUUACUCCUACGAGAGGUCGACCGCAGGCUGGGUGUUCUGGACGUGGAAGUCCCAAUUAGGUGACUACCGGUGGUCUUAUAGAGAUGCUGUGAUUGCAGGAGUUAUACCGAGGGACUUGAAUGGGAUUGCCAGCUCUGGCGUUUGCAACUAG
This is a messenger RNA of Colletotrichum truncatum, 1281 nucleotides long. NCBI's taxonomy places the organism in Eukaryota, Fungi, Ascomycota, Sordariomycetes, Glomerellales, Glomerellaceae. The record is from RefSeq and is a predicted model, not a curated record.